AUGGCCGCCAAUCCGGCCAACACCAUCACCGUGACCCUUCGACAGGUCGCCAAGAUGAUCGAUCACUCCCUCCUUCACCCCACAAUGACCGACGACGACGUCCUCGAGGGGCUCCGCAUCUCCAAGCAGUACGGCGUGGCCACGGCCUGCGUCAAGCCGUAUUCCAUUCCGCUCGCCAAGAAGGAGCUCGCAGGCACCGGCGUGCUCGUCUGCCCCGUCAUCGGCUUCCCGCACGGGAACAGCACGACCGAUGUGAAGGUCUUGGAGGCCGACGGGGCCGCCGCGGCGGGCGGUAGCGAGAUCGACAUGGUCGUCAACGUCGGCAAGGUCCUCGGCGGCGACUGGGACUAUGUGGCGGAGGAAAUCCGGCUCGUCAACGACGCCGUGGUCAGACGCGGCGCUGUGCUCAAGGUCAUCUUCGAGAACGACUACCUGGAGGAAAAGCACAUCAUCCGGCUGUGCGAGAUCUGUUCCCAGGUCGGCGUCGCCUUCGUUAAGACGUCCACUGGAUACGGCUUCGUCAAGCAGCCCAACGGCCUCUACACCUACUCCGGGGCGACGGUACCGCACUUGAAGCUCAUGAGAGAUCACUCGAGGCCGGAGGUCCAAAUCAAGGCGGCCGGAGGCAUACGGACACUAGAUGAUUUGCUCCAUGUCAUGUCACUGGGCGUCACCCGCGUCGGUGCAACGGCUACGGUUGCCAUCAUGGAAGCUGCUGUGGCGAGGGGGGUUACUGAUGAGCCAACCACCGUAGAGUUUAGGCGCAUCGGCGGUUCGCCUUCGGGAGGCUAUUGA
Messenger RNA from Colletotrichum destructivum, 795 nucleotides. RefSeq names its product Putative deoC/FbaB/LacD aldolase, deoxyribose-phosphate aldolase, aldolase-type TIM barrel. Lineage: Eukaryota; Fungi; Ascomycota; Sordariomycetes; Glomerellales; Glomerellaceae. The record is from RefSeq and is a predicted model, not a curated record. Gene Ontology annotation, biological process: carbohydrate catabolic process; deoxyribonucleotide catabolic process. Gene Ontology annotation, molecular function: deoxyribose-phosphate aldolase activity. The transcript has a single exon. Bases 1 to 795 code for a protein of 264 amino acids. Gene Ontology annotation, cellular component: cytoplasm.